UGAAUUGACUUCGUGAGGCUCUUAGAGAAACUACUAUGACUGCAAGCGGAGACACUGCGAGAAAAAUGCCUACCAGCAACAGAACACAGGGCGGAGGUGCAGUGUUCAAGGACAAAGAGAAGCCCGAGCAUGUUCGGGACAGCAACAUUGUUGCCGCGAAAGCAGUCGCCGACGCCAUACGAACGUCACUGGGACCCCGAGGCAUGGACAAAAUGAUCCAGCAAGGCAAUGGAGACGUCACGAUUACAAAUGAUGGAGCCACUAUUCUGAAGCAAAUGCAAGUUUUGCACCCUGCUGCCAAAAUGCUGGUCGAACUGUCGAAAGCGCAAGACAUUGAGGCAGGCGAUGGAACGACGUCUGUCUGUGUUAUUGCAGGAAGCCUCUUGGACGCCUGUAGAAAACUACUUAACCGCGGGAUCCACCCGACAACCAUAUCGGAGUCUUUCCAGCGUGCAGCGCACAAGGCCAUCGAGAUCCUUGAAGGCAUCAGCAAGCCUAUAGACUUGAAUGAUCGGGAGUACUUGGUCAAAAGUGCCUCGACGUCACUGAACUCGAAAGUGGUAUCGCAGUACUCAUCGCUUCUUGGACCAAUGGCCGUCGACUGUGUUUUGAAAGUCGUCGACUCCCUCGAAGACGAUCAGGUCGAUCUAAGGAACGUCAAGAUUGUGAAGAAACUCGGAGGUGUCGUUGAAGAUAGCACUUUGAUUGAUGGGAUUGUUCUGGACCAGAAAACCAAAAAUGUCGGAGGACCCAGCAAAAUAGAGAAAGCGAAGAUCGCUUUGAUUCAGUUCUGUAUCUCGCCGCCCAAAACUGAUAUGGAAAACCAAGUUAUCAUUUCGGACUACACGCAAAUGGACAGAGUUUUGAAAGAGGAGCGAGCGUAUAUUCUGAACAUUGUGAAACAAAUCAAGAAAGCGGGAUGUAAUGUGUUGCUGAUUCAGAAAUCGAUUCUUCGAGAUGCGGUCAGUGACCUGGCAUUGCACUUCUUUGCCAAGAUGAAAAUCCUGGUUGUAAGUGAUAUCGAGAGAGACGAUAUCGAGUUCCUCUCGAAGACUCUCGGAACCAGACCAAUUGCGUCUCUUGAUCACGUCAUUCAAGAACACCUGGCGACAGCGGAUCUGGUUGAGGAAAUUCCGGUUGGAACCGAUAAGAUUGUUAAGAUCACAGGAAUCGAGAAGAAAUUCAAGACGGUCACAGUUCUGAUGCGAGGAUCCAACAAGCUAGUUCUUGACGAAGCUGAUAGGUCUUUGCACGAUGCCUUAUGCGUGAUCCGGUGUUUGGUCAAGAAACGAGCAGUUAUCGCCGGCGGAGGUGUUCCGGAAAUCGAAGUGCAUCUUCGCUUGAUGGAACAUGCCCAGAAGCUCUCAGGUAUGGACGCCUAUUGCUUCCAAGCGUUUGCCGACGCAAUGGAAGUGAUUCCCUAUACAUUGUCGGAAAACGCAGGUCUGAACCCGAUCGAAACAGUUACAGAGCUGAGAAACAGACACGCUAACGGGGAACUGAAUGCGGGAAUCAAUGUAAGAAAAGGAUGCAUCACGAACAUAGAAGAUGAAAGUGUGCUGCAGCCUCUGCUGGUGUCGACAAGUGCGAUCACGUUGGCAACCGAAACUGUGAGGAGCAUCCUGAAAAUCGACGAUAUAAUCACAGCAACUGGACAUUAAUGCACGAUUGAAAAUUAGCUGGAAAAUGCGACACCAAAUAUUUUCACAACCAAUCGAGUAUAAAAGCUAAUGAGUGUUGAAAAUGCGAGUGUGAAUUAUGGAUAAAGAAUUGUUGAUAUAAAAUGUAAAUGAUGUAAGUCCAUACAUAAUUCCUAUAUACAAUUGUGGAUCUUGUUGUGCAUUGAUGGUUUACUUGAUUACUUGAUCCGUGAUAAUACAUGCUGGCCAAAUUCAAAUAUUACCACCUGUCA
Molecule: messenger RNA, 1912 nt
Organism: Symsagittifera roscoffensis
Lineage: Eukaryota; Metazoa; Xenacoelomorpha; Acoela; Convolutidae
Product: T-complex protein 1 subunit delta-like
Exons: 1
Coding region: 36-1661 (541 amino acids)
Biological process (GO): protein folding
Cellular component (GO): chaperonin-containing T-complex
Molecular function (GO): ATP binding; ATP-dependent protein folding chaperone; ATP hydrolysis activity
Source: RefSeq, a predicted model, not a curated record